Molecule: messenger RNA, 2387 nt
Organism: Nelumbo nucifera (sacred lotus)
Lineage: Eukaryota; Viridiplantae; Streptophyta; Magnoliopsida; Proteales; Nelumbonaceae
Gene: FLN2
Product: fructokinase-like protein
Biological process (GO): etioplast organization; plastid transcription; chloroplast organization
Cellular component (GO): chloroplast nucleoid
Source: RefSeq, a predicted model, not a curated record
AGUUCAUAAAGCCUGCCAUCUUCGCUUGCCCACUGCACACUGACCCGCUAAUGGCUAAGAUAAACUUCAAUCUCUGUAGUUGCAGAGCGAGUUCUCCUUCAAUGGCGUCCCUCUCUUUUACGCGCUCUCUUCCGUUGCCCAGGUGGCUUCCAAAUUUUCCUGUUCUCUCUCCACCAAACUCUGUUCAACUUCCAGGUUUUAGAUUGCAGAAAAAAAGGUGGGAUCUUAGAGCUCUAUCCAAGAAAAAAGCUGCUGAAUCUACAGUGCAAGAAGCAUUAAGUGGAGUAGGUGAUGCUGUUGAAAACCCAUUAAAGACUUCUAAACGAGCUCCUAGACGAAGUAGAAAGAAAACAAUAUCAGAGGUUCCAGAAGAGAACUCUACGUCAGUGGCUAGUAAUGUUACAGAAGAAGAAAGCACUGCCACUCCGUCUCCUAAACGAAGUAGAAAGAAAACAACAUCAGAGGUUCCAGAAAAGAACUCUACGUCAAUGGCUAGUAAUGUUACAGAAGAGGAAAGCACUGCUACUCCAUCUAGACGAAAUAGAAAGAAAAAAACAACUAAGACUCCAAUGGAAAACUCCUUAUCAGCAGCUAGCGAUGUUACAGAGAAGAAAAGCACCACAACACUAUCUCCUCGACGAAGUAGAAAGAAAAAAACAUCAGAGGUUCCAAAAGAGAACUCUUUAUCGGUGGCUAGUGAUGUUACCGAAGAAAUCACCACUACUCCAUCUACACCCAUUGAAGAUUCUAACAGGACCCCAAGAAGAACCCGAAAGAAAGCUGCUUAUGUUGAUACUAGCCCAGAGGGAGAAAACAUUGAUAAGAAAGUGAGUAGGCGAAGCAAGGCUAAGAAGAAGGUCAAUGAAACAGAGGACCAAGACAGUGAAUCAGAACCCGAUGAUCAUGAGGGACCAACUUUCAAUGAAAUUCCCGUGAGUGAAAAGGAGGAUGACAUAGAAUUUGGAAAAGAGGGGGAGGAUGAUAUUAGCUUCACAUAUGACUGGCCCCCUCUUGUUUGCUGCUUUGGAGCUGCUCAACAUGCAUUCGUACCUUCUGGAAGGCCAUCCAACAGAUUAAUAGACCAUGAGAUCCAUGAAAGUAUGAAUGAUGCAUUGUGGGCCCCCAAAAAAUUUGUAAGAGCACCUGGAGGGUCUUCAAGCAAUGUUGCAGUGGCUCUUGCAAGCUUGGGUGGCCGGGUCACAUUCAUGGGUAAGCUUGGGGAUGAUGACUAUGGGCAAACCAUGUUAUAUUAUUUGAACAUGAACAAUGUCCAAACCCGCUCAAUUAGAGUAGAUAGUAGACAAUUUACGGCAGUAUCACAAAUGAAGAUUAAUAGGCAGGGUGGCUUGAGAACAACUUGUAUCAAACCAUGUGCUGAGGAUUCUCUGAUGAAGUCUGAAAUCAACAUUGAUGUGCUGAAAGAAGCCAAGAUGUUUUACUUCAACUCAUUCUCAUUGCUAGACCCAAACAUGAGGUCAACUACUCUGCAGGCCAUUAAGAUUUCAAAGAAACUAGGAGGGAUCAUCUUCUUUGAUUUAAACCUUCCAUUGCCUCUUUGGCAGUCUGGGGAAGAAACCAACAUGUUUGUACAAGAAGCAUGGACUCUUGCUGAUGUUAUUGAAGUAACAAAGCAAGAACUUGAGUUUCUCUGCGGGAUCAAACCCUCCGAGAGUUUUGAUACAAAAGAUAAUGACAAGUCCAAGUUUAUUCAUUACAAACCAGAAGUAAUCAGACCACUUUGGCAUCAAAAUCUCAAAGUUUUAUUUGUGACCAAUGGAACCUCUAAGAUACACUACUAUACAGAGCAGCAUAAUGGAUCAGUUCGUGGAAUGGAGGAUCCACCUAUUACUCCCUUCACCUGUGACAUGUCAGCAUCAGGAGAUGGAAUUGUUGCAGCUCUCUUGAGAAUGUUGACAGUGCAACCACAUCUCAUUACUGACAAAGGGUACUUGGAACACACAAUCAAGUAUGCUAUAAAUUGUGGGGUUAUUGAUCAAUGGCUGGUUGGGCGGACACGAGGCUUCCCUCCUAAGGAAGGGAUGGAAGAAGAGAUUGUUCCUGAUCCCAAUGGUAUAAAAUCAAUUACAGAAAUGGAAUACCGCACGUUGGGACCUUCUGAUCUAAAUGGUAUACUGCCAAUUAGAGAAAUGGAAUACCAAAAAUUGGAGCCUGUAAGUUGAAUGAGACGUUUACUCUGGUUUAUGUUGUUUGUCAUGUUGAACACAUUUCAGAGGCUGGGAUCAAUCACUGUAAAGAGUUUUUUUUUUUUUUUCCUGCUCUUACAAAUUGUUGAGGUUUAAGCUUGUAAAACUGUAGUUUAAAUCACAUGGUCCAUCACAUGAGACCAAUUUUGAAAUGCAUGGAUGUAUAUGUGCUCUCAUCCUGAA